This is a messenger RNA of Vicugna pacos (alpaca), 5871 nucleotides long. Lineage: Eukaryota; Metazoa; Chordata; Mammalia; Artiodactyla; Camelidae. The record is from RefSeq and is a predicted model, not a curated record.
GAGCCGGUAGCUGCUGUCGCGCUUGGUUCACACCGGUGCACGCCGGCAACACGUCCCUGCUGUUGGGACCAAAACUCAGACUCAGCGUGACUCCAGGCUGGAAGGACCUUAAGAAUUAGGCCAGGCUUCUGCAGGCACUGAAGUCUUUUGGGCACCAAGUAGCGCUUGUACACAGUAUAGCGACUGGGAAUUUAAAUCUUACAGCAAGCCUCCUCUUCCCUGGACAGCACGGUCUCGGAAUGUGAACCAGAGUUUUCCUCUGUGCCAGGCAUUGUGUUAAGUGCUUUAUGGCCCAUUUAAUUCUCACAAAAACCCUCUCAGGCACCAUGGAGUAGUCCCUUAAGUCUGUGGACGAAAUAAAUGUGCACAAUGUAAGAGCUGUGAGUUUUCGCAGAAGACUGCCUCUCAGAUAGAUCUGAGGAACUGCUUGGAAGAGUUUUCUCAGAGCACAGAGUGCCUCAUUCCCGAUCUCCAUCAUGAACUCCUUUCAGGGUGUGCGGAUGGACUGCGGUGGCUAAUGACGCAAUCCUUGUAGAGCCAGAUGGUGAUGGUAGCUAUAGGGCGUCUACUAUGGACCAGCUGAGGACGCAGUCGUAACAGAGAGGAGGCCCUGCCCCCAGGGAACACAACUAAAAGAGGAAAUGUAAGUACAGUGCUCAACCUGGCCUCUGGCGUGUAGCUGGUCCUUGAGAAAUAGUAGCUGGUUUAUUAUUAUAGUUAAACUCAAUACUUGUGUAUGGACUUGAAUGGAAUAUGAACCCAGUAUUACACACCUGGUCUAAUAUAUUCUCAUCCAUUGUAGUCAGCCAUUAGUUACCGUUAAUUGUUAGGACUGUGCUGGUCUCAUUCUGUUGCUAAAGUCAGAUCAAUUGCUGGUCCAAGUGCACUCCAUUUUGUGCCUAACACUUUGAGGAUUAUUCUGAAUUUAAUAUCUUGAAUAUCAAAUUCAGUAAGGGUCUCUUGCUGUAAACGUACAGCUUUGAAGAAAGAGUCUUCAUACAGACUUGUAAAAAAGUCCCUUACAGUGUGUUCAAAGGUUCAUAUAUUAUCAAAAGACUCCCACAACAAUAAACAACAGUUUCAUUGUUUGUAAAAGGUGACACAUUUCAUAAAUACUUAAUCAGAAAUACAAAAUGUAGCAAGCAGAAACUAAUUUUUUAAAUGUGUAAAAAUGCCAAAAAGGUGGCCAAAAAAAAAUAAUAUAAAAGAUGACAGCAGCCAAAUGAAUGCAAAAAUACUCAAAAGAGUAUUUGCCUGAAUUUUAGGGAAACUGUUUAUUACACAGAUUGCUCAUUGAGCAAAAUAGUCACUAGGUAAAUGUAUCAGUGGGACUUGUGGCUCUUGUCGGAGUCCUGGGGCAGAACCAACAUGGCGGCCAUGGACGGUUGGAUGUUAAGGUAAGGCUGGAUGCGAUUGUCCUGUUGGAUGAGGCUAGGUUACAUGCCUGCUUCUAGGAACUGGGGAGAGGGGUAUGGGGCCUCUCUGACUUCCACAGGGUAAGUUAGGGCCCUAUGAAAGGGCCCUGUGACCCACACAACCACAGAGGUCUCCAAAUGGCAACAACAGAUGUUUCUUACGGUAAAUGAGUAGAGUCAGUAAGUCACAGUUCAUCGACCUUCUGGCAGGGUGACUUUGCAAAAGUUCGCUAAUCUCUCUUUAGCCUGAGUUUACUCAUGCAUGAAAUGCCGGAGUGGACUUGGAUGGUUGCUGCAGUCCCCGUUAAGCCCUAUAAUUUCCUGAGAUUUCAUUGCUGUCAGAACUCCUCCCACAUUGUGACCUUUCCAGCAGACUGGAGGCUAAAAUGGAGGCCCAGAUGAAAGGCCUCUGGACCUUUGCCACCAGCAUGCUCUCCGCUAGGGGAUAGACCUGUGGUUUACCUUCUUUGCUACUCCUUGCUGGAAUCUUUGGACCUUGGAUCCACCCUAAUCUUCUGAGAAUAAGCAACUCUGAGUGCUUGCCAUGGCUGGUAUGAAUCUCAGCCCACAACUCAGGGAUGGAUGUGGGAUAUAUACAUGUGGCAGAUGACCAUCCAUCUGAGCAACCAUCCCUUCCUGCCAGACAUCAUCCAUCCAUCAAUCAUCCAUCAUCCAUCAUCCAGCCACCCUCUCCAUCUUCCACAAAGGACUGGCAUUCUGACUACAUCUCUGGCUGUUUUUCAUGGCGUCCAGCUCACAGUUGUGAGUGGUCAACAUUUGGACCAGCCCUUCUAGUCCUGUUGCCAGCUUUUCACAUUUCUCAGCUCUGCACUAGCCAGUAGGGUCAACUCAUUGACCCUGGAAUAUGCCUUUUUUCUGUUCCCCUUCUGCUUUUGCUAGAACUAUCCAACUCUCUUCUCUGCUUCUUUAAAUUCCCCCUCCCUUGAGUCAAAUCUGACUCUUCAUGUCAGCCCAGAACGCUUGUGGCAACUGCUUUGUGCGAGUGCAUAACCAUACACUCUUGGGUGUCACUGCAUUUAAAUCAUCGAAGUUCUGUAAAAAAAUAUUUAUAAUGUAAAUACAAAAAGCAGUAUGAUUAGCAUCUGCCAGUGAACAUUUAUCUAGUAUCUGGCACAUAGAAGGCACUCACAUAAAAAAGUGUUGAAAUGUUCAGUAAAACACCAGAAUAGCCAGCCUUAAAGUUCUGAAUAUUGUUUUUAAAAGGCUGCAUAUUGAUUGAUAUGCAGAGGAUUUCAGGGCUCAGAGAAAUGAUUUCUCUUUUGUAAUCUAGGUCACUAUUUAGCUGACUUCAGCAUGUGCUGUGGCACCCUCACAAUUUCACAUCUGUGCACAUGAUAACAUUUCACAUUAUCUAUCUGUUGUAACUAACAUGGUUCCUUAAAUCUUAAAUUAAUUCAUUUUCAAGUGUAUUCUACACCUAAGCAAGAGUACUUGUGACGUCAGAGGCUUGAUGUCCUAGUUAUUUUGAUGUAUCUUAUUAAAAAUACAAAAUUAAGAUAUAAAAUAGUUGUCUGUGUACUACCUAACCUUAUUUCAUGUGCCAGAUUUGGGAAACUCUAGUCUUGCUAUAUUGAUAUCUACAUAUUUUAUGAUAAAAAGCCAGUCAUACACAAAAGACUACUAUUGUAUGUUUACUCCUGCUUGUGUGUGAACAUUUUAGUAAAGGCAAAACUCUAGAGACAGCACCUCAGUGGUUGCUGGGGGCUCAGGAUGGAGAUCGGGUUUGACCCUGUAGAGGCACCAGGGGACUUUCUGGGGUGAUGGAGAUAUUCUAAACCUGGAUAGUAGUGAUUGCUGCUCACUGUAUGAAUCUAGAAGAAUUUACCGAACUGUAUAUUUCAAAUGGAUACAUUUAAUGGUUUGUAAAUUGUAUCUCAAAGAAAGAAAGAGGAGGAGGGGAAGAAAAAGAAAAAAGAAAAAAAAAUGAUCAACCAGAGAGGGCAGGAAGGGGUUUCUGGAGUCCUGGUGACAUUCUGUUUCUUGAUCUGGAUGUUGGUUACAAGGUAUGUUCGCUUUGCAAAAAAUUCAUCAGACCAUUCAUUUAUGCUUUGUGUACAUUUCUAGAUGAAUGUUAUAUCCCAGGAACAAAAUUUACUAAAAAAAAAAACCCAAAACAAUAGCAACCACAAAAAAAAACCAGCUGAAGUGGGAACACCAUUUCUUCCCAAGUAAUAAAAAGUUAUUACUUUCCUGUUUAUUAUUUUGUACAAUCACAUUACUCUGCCAACUUAGUUUCAUGGUGUUAGGGGAUCAAGCUUUUUGAGUCUUAAUACAGAAAGGGUUAGAAAAAGAUGUAUUUAGCUAAUCACAUAAGUGCUGUAAGACUGUCAGCAGAAGCCAUUGUUUCUUAAUUAUUCAUAGCAAUUAUCAACGUGGACAAUAUUCAACUUGCAACCAAAAUAAAUAGUUAUUUUAAGAGACCUUGAUGGAACAAUCAAAUCAUCAGUCUCCAAAAGUGCCCCUCUCUCAGCCCAGUUCUCCCGCUGCCUGCCAGAGUUUCAAUUCUAUAUUUAUCUUUUCAAAUCAGCAGUAUAGCAAUCAGUUAUUAUAAUAAGAGCUACCAAUUUAUUGUGUGCCGACUUCACGCCAGGCACUGCAUUACCAGAGUUUUUCAUACUUUAAUUGCUUCGUUUCAUUGUCACAGCAACCCUGCUGAAGAAGAGUUGUCUUAUUCCAUUUUACAGUUGAGGAAACUGAGGCUGGGGGUCCAGGCCCACGUUGCUGGUGAGUGACAGAGGCGGGAGCAAGCUGGAGCCCCACCCAGUGGGCUCUGCUGUGUCACAGGACCUGACGUCAGUAACUGGAAAGCCAUUGUGGUGAGGAGGAUGGCGACUUCCAAGGAUGACCACAAGGCCUCUCUCUCAACACUGUAAACCUUAUUGACCAUUUCCCGUGGCCACGGUCAUCCCAGGUGAAGAGAGGCACUGAAUGAAGACUGAGACACAGCCUUCUGUGUCACAUUCCAGUUGUUUCCCUGGAACCUGGGCUCCCCGAGACGCAGCAGUGGAGCAGAUGGAUAAUGGAGACUGGGGCUAUAUGAUGACUGACCCAGUCACGUUAAAUGUAGGUGGACACUUGUACACAACAUCUCUCACCACGUUGACGCGUUACCCGGAUUCCAUGCUUGGAGCUAUGUUCGGGGGGGACUUCCCCACGGCGCGAGACCCUCAAGGCAAUUACUUCAUUGAUCGAGAUGGACCUCUUUUCCGAUAUGUCCUUAACUUCUUAAGAACUUCAGAGUUGACCUUACCCCUGGAUUUUAAGGAGUUUGAUCUGCUUCGGAAAGAAGCAGAUUUUUAUCAGAUUGAGCCCUUGAUUCAGUGUCUCAAUGACCCCAAGCCUUUGUAUCCUAUGGAUACUUUUGAAGAAGUUGUGGAAUUGUCUAGUACUCGGAAGCUUUCUAAGUACUCCAAUCCAGUAGCUGUUAUCAUAACCCAAUUAACCAUCACCACCAAGGUCCAUUCCUUACUAGAAGGUAUAUCAAACUAUUUUACGAAGUGGAAUAAGCACAUGAUGGACACCAGAGAUUGCCAGGUUUCCUUUACUUUUGGACCCUGUGAUUAUCACCAGGAAGUUUCUCUCCGGGUCCACCUGAUGGAAUACAUUACGAAACAAGGUUUCACGAUCCGCAACACCCGAGUGCAUCACAUGAGUGAGCGGGCCAAUGAGAACACAGUGGAGCACAACUGGACUUUCUGCAGGCUGGCCCGGAAGACGGAUGACUGACCUCCUGUCCUGGGAGAGGCUCCUGGGAAUGGACUCUCCAGGAGACGGAAGAGGCUGAUUUUUUUUUUAAUCAGUGUGAGUUUUUUUUUUUUUAAUAUUUGUAUUUAUUUGAAGGCACUGGGGACCAGAAGGAAGUUUUGUGCUUUAGCAGACUCCUCUAUGUUUUGUUCCCUUCACCCUGAGUAUGCAUGUGCCUGUUCAGAGCCUCCAGAUACCUUUUUUAUAAAAAGAAGUCUGAAAAUCAUUAUGGUAUAUAAUCUACCCUUAACAGAGCUUUUUUUAUUACAGUGCAAAAAUGUUUUCUGAUUAAAUAGUCCCUAACUCAACUAGAAGGCUAAAAAUGCAGGAAUGAAAGAAUAAACAAAGUACUCAUGAUGCCUUUGAGAAAAAUCAAAACAUCGUGUAGGGUGACCUAGUUUUCAGACCAAUAAACAGUAUUGUGAUAUUGAAGGAGAACUGUUCCAAUCAUUUAAAAGUACUUGUUAAGUACUGCUUUUUACAGUUAUGACAACUGUUUCUUUCUAUGCAUAUAAAUCAAGCAACCAAAUAUCUGUAGCCAUGGAAAUGUCGGAUAGAAAUAUUUAUAUUGGAUUCUGAAUACAAAAUGUCCUUGUGGUAGAAAUCUUACGUCCUAUGCCUGGUGCAGUAUAAUUCCCAACUGUACUGUCUACCAGAAAAAAAGCUAAUAAAAAAUGAAAUAUGAAAAUUA